AUGCCGGGAGAUUUUCGUAACGGGCGGGAGAGCGCAGCGUCUUCACGCAAAGGAUUCUGGGAGAUAGAGUUUUACUUUGAAAGUUGGUGAAAGUGCUAGAACUGAUCUUUAUUACUCCGCCAAGCAACGGUGGAGUAAUGUGACGAUCGACGUAUGUUUGUCUGUGAAUCUGUCUGUUUGUCUGUGUGAAACAUUACUCAAAAACGGAGCAAAAGAUUUGGAUGAAAUUUUUAGAGAAGGUCAGAAAUGACACAAGGACCAAGUGAUUAGAUUUUGGCAGUGAAGCGGCUUAUAGUCUGGAUCUACAGCUUUGUUAAAGAUUUCCCAUUGGGAGAUAUAGCAGCCGGCACCGCGUCGCUGUAACCAUGAUGUGAACACUGUGUCAAUUACGAUCACAUGAUUGCAUCCUACUACAAACUAACUGAUUUAUCAGUUGGAAAUCAUACAAGGAACAAAUGAUUAAACUGUGGGCUGUUUCUGGGUCCCAUCAAUUCCUGCCGUCGCUAUAUAUUUAGGUCACAUAAUGUAGCAAACCCCAGCCAGACAUGUUAAGUUCAGCCGUCAGCCUUAUUUUGAACACAAAUUCACCUUUCUGUCCUUCACUCAUUCCUUCACAGUAAGAGCUUGUCUUGGAGAAUAACGGAUAAAGACACAUUACAUUUUUAUGAGUCAGACUGUUACAGAUUGUAGUCUGAUAAAUCAUUUAGCUUUAUGUGAAAAACUGUAAAAAUGUCCAAUCUCAGGACAUCAAUAAUUUAUGAGCUGCCAAAAUCAAGCCACUGCUUCCAACAGCUUCAUGAACUGAAUAUAACAGCAGCCUGUUGUUAACAUUAGCACCCACAUUCCAAAGGAACACACACACACACACACACACACACACACACACACACACACACACACACACACACACACACACACACACACCUUCUGAUUAUAUAUAUAAUCAAGUUCUGCAGAUCGCUCCCUGACGUCCCCGGUCUGUGUCCAAUCAGAGGAGAGCGCGUGUUCGCUCGAACUGCGCAUCUCGCGCUAUUUCUUCGCCGUCGCCAACCGUCCCCGCCGGACAGACGUCACCUGAGCAGCAGAGAUGAGCAGAAGGAACCGCCGGGCCAGGACUCAGAACCGGUCCGCCUGUUUUAAGGUUCUGGAUGUUGGACUGAGCAGAGCGACUCUACAGAAACCUGGAUGGACCAAAGACGAGGAUGAGAAGCUGCACAGUUUGGUGAAGGACUUCGGAACCAACAGCUGGACCUCUCUGUCUGCUCAUUUCAAGGGUCAGAGGUCCGGUGUGGAAUGUCAGCGGCACUGGCAGCAGAUCAAGAACCCAGAGCUGGUCAAAGGCCCGUGGACUCAGGAGGAGGACCAGAGAGUCCGGGAGCUGGUCCAGAAGUUCGGUAUGAAGCGCUGGUCGCUCAUCGCCAAGAACCUGCACACUCGUAACGGGAAGCAGUGCCGCGAGCGCUGGCACAACCACCUGAACCCGGCCGUGAAGAAGAGCUGCUGGACCCUGGAGGAGGACCGGAUCAUCUGCCAGGCCCACCGCCUGCUGGGGAACCGCUGGGCCGACAUGUCCAAGCUGCUGCCGGGCAGGACGGAUAACUCCAUUAAAAACCACUGGAACUCCACCCUGAAGAGGAAGGUGGAGAAGGAGGGCUACCUGCAGGUCCUCUACAGCUCCUCUGUCAACUCCUCCAACACCUCCAGACCAGCAUCCAGCACCACCCCCACCAAGCAGGAAGACAGUCUGUCCACCGUGAAGGACGAGUCCACCUCCACCAAUCACAGCAACUGCAGACGCCACAGGAACCCCGCUCAUCAAAGCCCCGCCCACCAGUGCUCUGCCUGUUUUCCCACCUCCUCAGGUUGCCGCUCCUCUCUGAGCAUGUGCGAACUGACAGCAUCUGUAGACCUGAUGGAAAUGAAGCCGGAGACGUGGAGCUCAGAGGAGGCGGCUUCCUCUCUGAAACCAGAUGUGACCUCCAGUCAGUCAGUCGUCGAUCUGAGCAGGAGCUACGUUGCAGGUAUGAAGCUGGUAAACAGUGAUGACGGCUCCAUGGACUCCUGGAACAACAGCAGUGAGACAGGAGCUCUGAUCUUCUCCCCCUCUGAGUUCUUCAGCCUGUGUGCUGCUGAGGAUCUGAAGCUGCAUCGUCCAGCUCUCACCUCCACCCCCAUCUGUUGCCUCAAACACCUGAACAGCACCCACCUGGAUGACAACCUGCACUGCAGCCUCAGCUCCCAGACCUCCUCAGAGAUCAGAGAGAAGUUCCAAGUCCUGCAGUCAGCUCCUCAAACUCCAACACCACUAAAGAUCAGUGACCAGGUUUCAGUUUGUUUGAGCAGGACGAUGAAUCUUAUCUGGGAGGAAACAAAUGUUGAACUUGACAGUCAGCAGUCUGAGAGCAGCUCUGAGGUGCAAGGAGAGAGUCUGCUGAGCGCUGCCCUGCAGGUUCAGCUUCAGCCCAGUUCAGUCCAACAACAGCUUCAGCUUCAGUCCAGCUCAGUCCAGCAGCAAGUUCAGGUUGAGUCCGGCUCCACCUCAGAGGUCCACACAGAGGGUGGUUCUGUCCCAGGCUGCGAGGAGUUCGGCUGCUUCCCAUUAGAUGCUCAGGUGGAGGUGUGGUGGAACCAGCAGCCCAUCAGUUACCUGCUCUCCCCACAUUGUUCUGCUCACAGACAGAACCCUUUUGAGCUGAGCGGCGAGCUGCAGGUGGUGAUGUUCGGUAAAACAGUCGACCAGGUGAGUCUGACGGAGCAGGCGAGACUCUACGUGGAACCGUGAUGGACGCCCAGCAGCCGGUGAAGCUCCUGUGAGGAAAUGCUGACUCCUGCCGAAUCAGUCUGCUGAGUCGUCCUGCUAAUCAUGACUCAGCUCUUUCUCUGCAGCGUCAUGCUUUCUUUACUGAUUUAGCUGCACAUAAUAACUGCACACAUUUUAUUUAUUUGGUUUUAUUUCAACUGUAUUUUAGCAGAAAUAGAAACAACUUUACACAGUUUUUAAAAUGUAACACUUUUUAAUAUUAAAAGCAAUUUAUAUUUAUAUUUUUAUAUAUAGAUGCCUUUAAACAUUUAUUUAACUAUUUAUUUCUUGACAUGUGGCUGCUGAUGUACUGACUGUAUUAAACAAAUUAGUUUUUACCACAGAGACACAUUAACUGUUGCACUUUAAAUCAGAGCGGAUCAACUUUUUAAACUACAUUAGUAUAAAAGUCAGACCGUUUCAUUUGCUUUUUCUUGUUUACUGUUUCAAAAACUGAACAGUUCUGUUUUUAACACUGAGACACUUUAACCUCUGCUCUUUGGAUCAGAAUUGAUGUUUUUAUUUUUUAAACUGAAAACAGAACAGAUUUCACUGGACACUGACCGUAAUUUAUUGUUUUAUUUGCAGUAGAUUUUCUGAUACAUUUAUUUUAUUUUUCCACUUAUUUUAGAUGUGAAAUUGUGUAUCUCCAGAAAAAAACGUGGUUUUUCAUAAAUAAACUGAAGGAUUGUG
This is a messenger RNA of Amphiprion ocellaris (clown anemonefish), 3493 nucleotides long. Its product is annotated as myb-related protein A-like. Gene Ontology annotation, cellular component: nucleus. Bases 1088 to 2782 code for a protein of 564 amino acids. Gene Ontology annotation, molecular function: RNA polymerase II cis-regulatory region sequence-specific DNA binding; DNA-binding transcription factor activity, RNA polymerase II-specific. Gene Ontology annotation, biological process: regulation of DNA-templated transcription. The transcript is spliced from 16 exons. The record is from RefSeq and is a predicted model, not a curated record. Lineage: Eukaryota; Metazoa; Chordata; Actinopteri; Pomacentridae.